Messenger RNA from Hermetia illucens (black soldier fly), 918 nucleotides. Its product is annotated as protein hemingway. The transcript has 5 exons. Gene Ontology annotation, biological process: spermatogenesis. The coding region runs from base 242 to 835 and encodes 197 amino acids. The record is from RefSeq and is a predicted model, not a curated record. NCBI's taxonomy places the organism in Eukaryota, Metazoa, Arthropoda, Insecta, Diptera, Stratiomyidae.
AAGGUAGAAAGAUAUAAAGUAGUCCGUUCGAACAUUUUUCUCCGCGUCAAGUAGGCGCAGAGCAUUUCAUAGUGACAAAAACUAGUUCAUACAAUCUGGAAGCGUCAAGUCCACGAGAACUCCACUUGCACGUUGGGGAAUUCAGAACGCUCGACACAAACUAGGUAUUCUAAGGAACACAGAACUGCUAGCGAUUCUACAUUAAGUUAAUGAAUGAAGAACAGAUUUUGACAGCAAAAAUAUGAGUGACUCCAGCGAGAAAACAAUCAGUGAGUACGAAAAGGAUGCUUUUGAGGAAGAACCGAUUGAAGAAUAUGUCGAAGAAGAGGGACUUUUGAUCGCAAGUGAUAACAUGUCAGAGAUUUCAGAAGAACCUGAUAUUGGAAGCGUAGACGACUUCAAGGGAAGCAUUGAGGACCUAACGGCUUCAACAGCAGAUAUGCAGAUCUCUAGUAACACCCCAAGUGAUUUUAAUUCUGACGAUCACGCUCUACAUUUAGAUUUUAUCCGGGCGUCAACACCGAAGCUAGCUCAAAGUGGCAAAAAAACUAAAAAUGGGACACGUUACAACUUCAGCUUUAGCAACGAUCGAAUGCGUGAAAUCGAGAGACAUAAUCGUAUACUUUUACAAAAAAUUCUCUCGAAAGGCCAAAGUUGUAUACCAUCGACUAAUCAGCGUUACAAAUUAAAUACCCCAGCACCACCGCCACCACGAUUAUCGAGUGCGGCAAUUAAUCGGAAGAAACAACAACGCCAAAUCGAUUUAGAUAACCAAAUUCUAAAAUGCAAAAUAGAGCAAAUCGCUGCAAGACGACCUAGGAAGCAGCUCAGUUAACUUACUAACUUCUGUGUGAUAUUUAUUUGUGAGUAAAUUGUAUUUUAUAGUAAACUAAAUAAACGGAUUUCUACUUUUCUAUG